Molecule: messenger RNA, 2984 nt
Organism: Alosa sapidissima (American shad)
Lineage: Eukaryota; Metazoa; Chordata; Actinopteri; Clupeiformes; Clupeidae
Product: low affinity immunoglobulin gamma Fc region receptor II-like
Exons: 10
Coding region: 10-1275 (421 amino acids)
Biological process (GO): cell surface receptor signaling pathway
Molecular function (GO): transmembrane signaling receptor activity
Source: RefSeq, a predicted model, not a curated record
UUCACGCCUAUGAUGUUCACUCCGCAAAACUAUAAUUGUCUCUUGAGAGCUACCGUCGGGUCUUCUGAUGAACGCAAACCAGGAAGUAAACAGACCAACGUAAGCGUUUUGGGAUCCCAAUGUUAUUCAUGUUACACAGCAGAAAGUCUCAAGGCAGUAGUGGUUAUGGAGCCAAACCUGUUGCCUAUUUUCUGUGGAGAGAAUAUCAACCUUCGGUGUGACAUACAGGGAGAACCAAACAAUGGUCAGUGGUGGUACCGCUGGUACAGAGGUGAUUCUCUACUGGAAGACACAGGAAAGAGUGUAAUUUCACUCAACCAGACGGAUUACCCAUUAUACGACAGUGUUUAUAAAUGUACAGCACAGAGUCCAGAGGUUUAUUUUGAAAGUGAACCUUUCAAAAUGGUUGUAAUGGCCCUGCCUACACCUAAAAUAACAAUAGAUGCCCCAAGUCCUGUGUUUCCUGGAGAAAAAGUCACUUUUAAGUGUGAGGUUAAGUCCUCAAAUGAAUGGAAAUAUAAAUGGUUUAAAAAUCACCACCUUGAACCCGUCGCUACAUCUAACACCAGCACAACCUUUAAACACGUUGUUGAGACCGAUGCUGGUACUUACUGGUGUCAGGGAGAGAAGAGAGACAGGCCCACAUCAUCACGAGCCAGUAAAGAAGCUCAUCUUCAUAUGAUACCUCUACCUAAAGCUAACCUAACAACAGAGCCACAGAGUCCCUUGUCCAAUGGGGGGAUAGUCACUCUGAAGUGUGUGAUAGAGUCUCACAAUAACUGGACAUAUAAGUGGUACAAGGACAACGAGGAGAAUGUUGUGAUUGAGGGGAACAACUUCACCAUCACCAGAGCUACUGACUCUGAUGAGGGUACAUACUGGUGUCAGGGGGUGAGAGGAGAGAGACCCACAUCAUCACAGCUCAGUAACUCAGUUUAUGUUGACAAGAAGGCUAACAGUUCUAAUCAGCUUGCAGUUGGAAUAGCGUUGGGAACAGGGAUCUCUUUUCUCUUCAUCCUUGUGGUCGUUCUGCAUCGUUUCAUAAAACACAGAGUUUUGUGUCUUCGCCAAUCAGAUCUUGCCCAACCCCAGCAAACCAUCUACCAGAACGUAGGCCAAGCCCAAAGCCAGCCUGGUGGGAGUGAAGGGGACCAAUCUCUCUAUGUGCCUCUGCAGAGGGUUACUGAAGAUGUAUAUGAGACAGUCACUGUCAGGGACAGAUAUGGGAAAGGUAACCCUUCAUCACCAUGUAAUCCAUAUCCGCUUGUGGAGUGAAGCAGCAGCAGCAGCAGCAAGUGCCUUGCUCAGAGGCACAAUGGUGGUAAUCUUGAACUCACAACCUUUACCACCACACCGGUUUUCCUUUCGUAAGCCCCGCUACCUGACCACUAUCUAUACCUCCACAACCCAUUACAAUAAAUAUCUGUUUUGUAAUGAUGCCUAUGGUGAAUACAAUUUGUGUUUACACCACAACCGUUUCUUUUUGGUAGCCCCAUUGUCUAAAAACUAUUUACACCUCCACCACCCAUAACAAAAAAUGUCUGGGAAUGUAAUCUGUGUGCACACAUUGUGUAGUUAAUACUGUGUAUUCUCCAGUAGAGGGCACAAGUGAACUCACAAUGAUAAUUCCUAACUCUCCACCCCACUUGAAUAGCCAUCAUCAUGUGCAGUCUAAUGCUGACCUUUUUUUGUUCAUUUACUGAGUAUAAUAUUAUGCUAAGAGACAGAGACAUUUGAAUAAGGAGGAAAACCUUUUGGGACUUUAAAUGGCACCCCCCCCCCCCCCCCCCCCUGCAUGAUAUUAUUGCUAAUGUUGUUAGAACCCUGUUCUACGCCAAUGUAGCCUUCAGAAAGUUCUGUAAGAUUCUGUUGGGUUUUGGUAUGUCUUUUGAUAUGGUUUGUCAUGUAGUGAGUGAAGAGUUUGUGAGCUAUUCAGCAGAAAACAAUGGGUGUGGAGAAGAAUGCAUACUGUAUGUAUGUAUGUGGAAUGUAAAUAAGUCAAUUUGAUGUAAAUACAGUGUUCUUUUGCAAAGUUAUUUACUUUACUGACUCAUCUAAGAAAGGGUAAAAAGCCUGAAUAUAUAUAUAGUGUUCCCUUGUAAUUGAAAGAUAUCAUCAAUCACACAGGUUAUACAUUUAUGUCCCUUCUGCUUCCUGUCAGAUGGGUGGCUGGGGAGGUGUUGCAGAAUCUGUCAGAGAAUCUGCUGUGCCGAGUGUGACGCAAUUUCUCAGAAUGUUCUAAAAAUGUAGGCCUACUCUCUACAAAAGUACACUGUUGACAUACACUUCCACAUUAAAGUAAGGCUACAUUGCCAAAUUAAAUUUAGUGUUAGUUACAAUUUGUCAUCUUUGUCAGGCUUUAAGUAAACUGUUUAAGUGUGCCCAUUUGGAAGAAUUCUAUAUACUGUAUGUGUAUGUCUACUUUUAUAAUACAUCAACAGUGUAUUCACACACAUGUGACUCCUUUCAUAUAGUUCAAAAAGUUAUAUUUAAGGUACCUUUCUAUGUUUGCUGUCAUAUGUUAUUUGGCUGUAUCUAUACUUGAAUCAUUCCUUUUGUGACCUAUAAAAUUGUUGAUGUAGAUGUCCCAUCUUAUACACAUUAAUUGAACCAAAAAAGAAAAUGCGAAAAUAGAGACUUUUGUGUAAUUAUUCCAUAUUUUGUGUAGUCAUUCUAUAUCAGAAUCCCUGACAUACAUUCCAAAUAUUCUACAAGAAACAACAGAGUGUUACCUUUCAUUUGAGAUCAGGAUUAUGCUUCUACACCAAGAGGUUACCACACAGUAAUCUUUCUAUUGUCUGAAUGUUAAAGUGAGGGUGUGUGCAUGUGUGUAACCAACAACCAACAAGCUGAAAUGAAGGAUGUGAUAAUGUAACUUGCAAUAUGCGCCAUGCAACUUGACUACGCAUUAAAUUUAGUGCUAGUUAGAUUUGUCAUCUUUGUCAGGCUUUAAGUAAACUGUUUAAGUGUGCCCAUUUGGAAGA